CCUUCGUCCUCCACCUCAACGGCUCAACCUCAUUAUUGUCAUUCACUGGCGCUUCCCCUUCUUCAGAUUCCCCCCGCUCAGGUAACAGACAGGAGGAGGGCCAAGGAACGAGAAGGGUUUGGGAUUAACAGCCGCGAAAAGCCUCCGAUCUCUUAGGUUGCUGCUGUUUGUUUGGAAAACAGAAGAAAGCCACACCAUGUCGAAAAAUUCUAAGAGUUUCUGGGCAUCAAAAAGUGAAGCUUGGAGCUUUCUGACUUUUGGCAAUCAAAUUUAGUAACUGAUUCGUAUGAGAUAGGCACCCUGCAGAAGAUCCUGAAGUCUUUUCUUGUAACUGGUUUAUAUGAUCAGACAUGGCUAGCAAAAGCACAAUUCCUGGAGUCCGGUUCGUAAGAUGCCCAAGAUGCAGGAAGGUUCUUGCUGAAAUUGCUAGUGUUCCUGUAUACCAGUGCGGUGAAUGUGGUGCCACUCUUCGAGCAAAACAUUAUAGUUCUACCAAUCAGAACAGCAAUGCUACUGCACCAGAGAUAACAGUUUCUGCGUCCAGUGGAGCACAUAGUUCAGCAUAUCUGGAUCCACAAUUGUCUAAAGCAGCAGAUGCUUCAAGCAGAUUUUUAAAUAAAGGAAAUGAAAUAGAACAUGAAGAAGGUUGCCUCAAGGAGAGACGAAUGGAGCUAGAAGAUAGUUUCUUCAAUGCGAGAGGUACGGAUUUCCAGAGUUCUAGUCCUACUCCUGUCGAUGUGAGAAAUGACAGGUCAUCAGACAACAAGGAGAAUGACAAUUUCUGCAAAGCAAGAGGGAUGGAUUUGCAUAGCUCUAUUUCUAUUCCUGCUGAUGUAACAAAUGUUGGAUCACUGGAAGACAAGGAGAAAACCAGCAAUCAUUAUGAUGAAUGUGGUAAUGUUUCGAAAAUGCCCAUUGCAAAUGCAUUUGAUGCCAAUCUUUCUUCUGUCAGUGAUAGAAGCAACAUUGACACUCCUCGGAAACGUGUGCCAAUGUCCAGAAGAACUUUUAGACAGAGAAAUGUGCAGGAUUCAGAGGAUACUAAUGCACACAAAGAAGAGAGUGUUGAAAAAAUCCAAGUGGUAACACAAAUUCAAACUCAAGAAGUUUCACAAGUGCCGUCAAUAGAGAAGCCAGCUGCUUUUGAUACAUUUGGUUCGCAUGCAAAUGAGUCUUCUCCAAAAGAAAAAGGUGAUUUAGUGAUAAACCCCUCUUUUGACUCUGAGGAUUUCCAUUCAGUUCAGAACUGGAAGGAACCAGAAAAUCAUGUGCAUUCAAAUCUAGUGGAGGUUCCUAAAGGCUCAGCCGACAAUCAAAAUGGUAGCAUGGCAGUUGAUGCCGAUUCAUUUGACAUCUCAAGGGCUGCAGAGGUUCCUAAGUUCUCAGUCAACAUUCAGCCAGGCAGCAAAGAAGCUGGCUUAAAUUCGCUUGCACACAUCCAAAUGAAAAUUCUAAAGAAGGUUGAUGGAUUGAGAGAGGAAAUCAAAGAAAUCUUUGACAUAUCCGAUGAGAGCAAAGCACAGCGGCGCCUUCGAGACAUUCAAGAAGAAGACCAUGCUAAGCACGUUAAGUCUGGCCUACAUCAAGCUCCUCCCAAAAAUUCCCACCAAAGAAAGGCAAUUCCUCGACCACCUAGGGCCAAUGGCAUUCCUUCACAGUUGUACCAAGUUCCUCACAAGAAUUUCCAUCAUGGAGGGCGCCAGGGGUUCGUGAAUCUUCCAUCUCAAAGCCACUGUCACAACGGAAUUUGCAGGGCUUGCCACCAUGAUCACCCAUGCUAUGCAACGGUGCAUGCCGGUUCCAGUCCCCCACCAUGUUCUCACAAAUCUCAGGUUGCACGGGAGGCCGAGAAACCAAACAACAAUGAUGGAAGACAGCAGAAGAAGCAACUUUGUCGCCCUGUUUUAGGUGGCUCUCCAUUUGUCACCUGCUACAAUUGCUUCGAGUUGCUUAGGCUUCCUAUGGAUUUCUUCAUAGUGUGGAGAAGAUCUUAUAAGCUUCAGUGUGGUGCUUGUUCCAAAGUUCUUACAUUUUCUUUCAGAGCUCCAAAACAUGGGAUUCCCCAUUUGUAUGAUGAGGCUGAGACACCAACAACCGAGUUGGACACCAGUACAGAUACUACUUCCAGACAUGAGAUCUCCAACUUUCCGUCAAACGAUAGAUCCCCAAGGGAACCUGUUUCUUACUCAGAAGAUUAUGGAUACUCUCUUGGCAUCAGCUACUCCGCUGAUACCGAAAUGCCGGUGAAUAUUCUCGGCAGAUCCACUCUGAUGCAUAACAGAAAAAGUAGGCUUAAAACAGGUUCACAACUGCAUCAGCUUAUGGGCUAUGGUUCAGCUAGUGAAAUCUUAUAUCGACACAGCGACAAUGAUGAAGUAUCUGAAUUCACAGAGCUGGGCACACCCCACUGUAAUACUCCCGAGGAAAGGUUUGUGGAAGAUGGAGUGAUCAGAAAAGGCUCUUAUAUUUCAGAUCCUUCAACCAGUCAGCACUUCUGAAGUUUUGCAGGAAACUGAUGAAGAAGACGAAUGUGAUUUUGUGUAGUAUGAGAUCAUUAGGUGCCCAAAGGGAUUAUAACUUUAGAUUCUUGUCUACGAUCCAAUUGUACAGUCCAUUGAUCAGGCUAUUUUUGUAUUCAUUAUAGUUUUUUUUUAAUCCAUUGCAGCUAUUCUAUUGAUCUA
Molecule: messenger RNA, 2681 nt
Organism: Zingiber officinale
Lineage: Eukaryota; Viridiplantae; Streptophyta; Magnoliopsida; Zingiberales; Zingiberaceae
Product: protein ENHANCED DISEASE RESISTANCE 4-like
Exons: 3
Coding region: 351-2498 (715 amino acids)
Biological process (GO): regulation of defense response to fungus
Source: RefSeq, a predicted model, not a curated record